Metarhizium album ARSEF 1941 is the source of this 1482-nucleotide messenger RNA. RefSeq names its product Peptidase M48. Gene Ontology annotation, cellular component: endoplasmic reticulum membrane. The record is from RefSeq and is a predicted model, not a curated record. Gene Ontology annotation, molecular function: metalloendopeptidase activity. The transcript has 3 exons. Gene Ontology annotation, biological process: CAAX-box protein processing. NCBI's taxonomy places the organism in Eukaryota, Fungi, Ascomycota, Sordariomycetes, Hypocreales, Clavicipitaceae. The coding region runs from base 1 to 1482 and encodes 493 amino acids.
AUGCCGAUGUCCGGGGCUCCGCGUCGUAUCUCUGCGCAAAUGAACCGCGCCAAGGAGACCCCGAGAGUGCUCAAUAUUGCCGUGGCGUUCCAUUUAGCAGUCAAGAUGCCGUUGGAGAUCCCCAAGCGCCUCGCGCGAUAUCUCGACCGCCCUCUCUUCCCUUGGAAGAAACUCAUCCUCGGUUUCUCUGUCGGUCAAUACAUCUUUGAGUCCUUCCUCACCCUCCGUCAAUAUCGUAUUCUGCAACAAACCAAGCCCCCCGCCGUCCUCUCCAAGGAAAUAUCGCAGGAAACUUUUGACAAGUCUCAAGCGUACGGCCGCGCCAAAGCUCAAUUCGACAUCAUCUCCGGCCUCUGGGCCCAGGUCCAGAACGUUGCGUUCAUUCAGUUCGAUGUUCUUCCAAAGUUGUGGUCUUGGACGGGCAACGUGCUCCUCAAAUGGGCUCCCUCUAGAUUCACGGGCGAAAUCAGCCACUCUAUUCUCUUCGUUCUCACCUUCGUCAUCAUCCAACAGUUCCUUUCACUCCCCACGCGCGUGUACAGCACCUUUGUGCUGGAGGAGAAGUUUGGUUUCAACAAGCAGACACCCAAGCUGUUCAUUACCGACAUGAUCAAGACGAAUCUAUUGACAGUUGCCCUCGUGCCCCCCAUUCUGGCCGCCUUUUUGAAGAUCAUCCAGAAGACGGGCAACCAGUUUGUGUUUUAUCUCUGGGUCUUUUCUGCCGGCUUGCAGCUGUUCACCACGACUGCCUACCCGAUCUUUAUUCAACCUCUGUUCAACAAGUUGUCUCCUCUCGAGGGAGGCGAGCUCAAGACCAAGGUUGAGGACCUAGCUGCCACUCACAAGUUCCCCCUGCAAGAGCUCUUUGUCAUUGAUGGAAGCAAGCGAAGCGCGCACUCGAAUGCAUAUUUCUAUGGUCUGCCCUGGAAGAAGCACAUUGUCAUUUACGACACCUUGAUCGAAAAGACGGAAACCAAUGAAAUUAUUGCCAUCCUCGCCCACGAACUCGGUCACUGGAAACUCGGCCACACCACGCGUCUCUUUGGCAUCGCCCAGGCCCACCUUCUCUACGUCUUCUCCCUCUUUUCCGUCUUCAUCAACAACGUGUCCCUCUACAACGCUUUUGGCUUCCACACCACUCAUCCCAUCAUCAUCGGAUUUAUCCUUUUCAGUGACGCCCUUUCGCCCAUGGACACCGUCAUCAAGCUGCUUCUCAACAUCCUUUCUCGCAAGUUCGAAUUCGAAGCAGACGACUUUGCGAAGGGUCUGGGCUUCCGCUCGCAACUGGCUUCUUCCCUAAUCAAGCUGCACGCCCAGAAUCUGAGCACCAUGGAUGCCGAUUGGAUGUAUGCCAGUUAUCAUUUCUCACAUCCCCAUCUGUCCGAGCGUCUCAAGGCGCUCGACUGGAAGCCACGGGAAGCGCUCACCAGUGAGAAGGACAAAGAGGGUGUUGCAACGGUCACUGGGCGUGACGAACUAUGA